Molecule: messenger RNA, 1231 nt
Organism: Rhododendron vialii
Lineage: Eukaryota; Viridiplantae; Streptophyta; Magnoliopsida; Ericales; Ericaceae
Exons: 10
Coding region: 100-792 (230 amino acids)
Molecular function (GO): hydrolase activity; zinc ion binding
Source: RefSeq, a predicted model, not a curated record
ACUUUGGCCGAAGCCGAAAUACAGAGAAAACUCUCUCUCUCUCUCUCUCUCUCUCUCUCUCUCUCUCUCCUGUGUACUCAAUACUGGAACAGGGCGACAAUGAAUUUGAGGGAGGUAGCUUCGAUCUCAACGGCCGCUCUCUUCGGCGCCGCAGUCUCUGCUAUCGCCGUCCGUUUCUUCUUCAUGAGCCCUAGCAAUACUACCAGUCGGAAGCACUUCUCCUCCAUCGACAAGAAAAUUGGGCCUCAGUGCCCCUUCGAUCCUUCCAAACGCAAAGGGUACUUGUCAUGGGACGAUUAUUUCAUGGCAAUUGCGUUUCUAUCUGCUGAGCGUUCCAAGGAUCCUAAUAGGCAGGUUGGUGCAUGCUUGGUGAGUCAAAGUGGUAUUAUACUUGGCAUUGGCUACAACGGUUUCCCUCGUGGUUGUUCAGAUGACACACUUCCUUGGUCAAAGAAAUCCAAGACUGGGAAUCCCUUGGACACUAAGUAUCCUUAUGUUUGUCAUGCGGAAGUCAAUGCCAUCCUGAACACUAACCAUGCAUCUGCUGUGGGACAGAGGCUCUAUGUCACAAUGUUCCCAUGCAAUGAAUGUGCCAAGAUUAUCAUUCAGUCAGGGGUCUCUGAAGUUAUAUAUUUUGUGGAGAAGAGGUUGAAAACUUCAGACACUGCCUACGUUGCUUCUCACAAACUUCUAACAUUGGCAGGUGUCAAAGUCAGGAAACUUCAACCACAGAUGGACAAGAUUUUGAUAGAUUUUGAAGAGCCUAGUAAUUCUCUCAUGACACAAUCAUGAGAAGUUGCAAGGGCAUUUUGCAGAGGUAAAAUGUUGAGGUCAUCAGGGCUGAAAAUUGGAUCAUACAAGAAAGAGUGUCUGGUAAUGUGCAAGAUUUGAAAAUUGCGAAGGCUAAGUGUUGAGGUCAUCAGUGCUGAAAAUUGGAUCAUGUGAUUGUUGUAAAAUGUGUCCUUUAAGGCAAAAUGUUAGGACUCCCUUUUCAACUGAACAAAACCAGAGGCCCAAGAAAUGAGCAAAGCCAAUCAAACUUAACUACGAAGUUAAUAUGAACUGGACGGUCUCUCCUGUUAUUAUGAUCUCUUUGUAUUCUGCAUGCAUCUAUUUCAGAGGCUAAGGCUCAUUAUGAACCCCUUUGUAUCCUUUUGUUUUAAAUAACUUAUAUUUCACGGGUUCCCUUUAAUAGAGAAAGCAUGCUAAGUACGUAAUUUUCUAUUCAAAA